CCCGAGUUCGCUCAUCCUUAUCAGGUGCUUGCACCUCACGUCGAUAUGACCAUCGCCUCACCUCUGGGCACCUCGACGGUCGACCCUAUCUCCGUGGAGCGGUUCAAAGAUGAUGCGUACUGCCAAGAAUUCUACCGCACAAAAGAAGAUCUCUGGAAGAGUACUGAAAAGCUCGCUUCUUUUAUUGGCCGUGCGAAGGACUUUGAUGUCAUUUUUGUUGUGGGGGGCUUCGGACCAAUGUACGACCUCGCCACUGAUAAAACAACGAUUGCGCUGGUUCGGGAGUUUCAUGAUGCCGACCGCGUCAUCGUCGCUCUUUGUCAUGGUGUGGCCGCACUCGUCCACGUAGAGCUGGCCGACGGAACGCCUCUCCUAGGCGGGAAACGUGUGACUGGAUUCAGUGAUGAAGAAGAGGAUCAAGCCUAUGCCAACAAAAUUGCCCCUCCCAAUAUGCCGUUCCAUCUUGAGCAAGCCUUGAAUAAGGCUAGUGGAGGUAACUACGAGAAAGCAGAUCAGGCCUGGGGGUCUCAUGUGAUAUCAAGUCCCAAACUCCUCCUCGGACAGAAUCCGGCUAGUGCUCACGACCUGGGGGUCGCGCUAUUGGAAGUCCUUACCAAAAAGAAGUGA
Molecule: messenger RNA, 627 nt
Organism: Penicillium riverlandense
Lineage: Eukaryota; Fungi; Ascomycota; Eurotiomycetes; Eurotiales; Aspergillaceae
Product: type 1 glutamine amidotransferase domain-containing protein
Exons: 2
Molecular function (GO): glyoxalase III activity
Source: RefSeq, a predicted model, not a curated record